This is a messenger RNA of Vespula pensylvanica (western yellowjacket), 2310 nucleotides long. RefSeq names its product splicing factor 3B subunit 4 (gene Spx). Gene Ontology annotation, molecular function: RNA binding. The record is from RefSeq and is a predicted model, not a curated record. NCBI's taxonomy places the organism in Eukaryota, Metazoa, Arthropoda, Insecta, Hymenoptera, Vespidae. The transcript is spliced from 4 exons. Gene Ontology annotation, biological process: positive regulation of mRNA splicing, via spliceosome. Bases 428 to 1666 code for a protein of 412 amino acids. Gene Ontology annotation, cellular component: U12-type spliceosomal complex; nucleolus.
GUAUAAAAAAUAUUUUUCUAAGUAUCCUACGUUUGUUAUAAUUUUAAGUAUAUGAAAUAGUUUUGUCGUCGGUAUUAAUUCAACCAAUCAGGACGAAUCUUUAUACACAUGUGAUAAUUGAAGCCCGCCAUUUAAAAACCAGCCUUGUUGUUACAUUUUUUGCCGGCUUCAUAUUGCUUAUAUCGUACGGUUGCGUUUCACUUAACCUUACUUUUUGAGUGAUGUAUGUUUAGCUUAACGAGAAAACAUUUUAUAUAAUCGUGACAUCUAAAUAGUGAAAUAUGAUAUAAAAAUAAUAUAUAUUUUUAGGUGAAUAUAAAUGUAAAGAUAUCCGCCAUAUUGUAUUCAUCGUUUGUUAUAUUUUAAUCACAAGUGAUUAUCAUUGAUAAACAAGUACCUUCAUUAAUUUAAGCAUACAAGUUGCAUUAUGGCAGCAGGUCCGAUAGCAGAGCGUAAUCAAGACGCCACAAUCUAUGUGGGAGGACUAGACGACAAAGUUACAGAAUCUUUGAUGUGGGAAUUAUUUGUCCAAUCUGGUCCAGUGGUAAAUGUACAUAUGCCAAAGGAUAGAGUAACACAAAUGCAUCAAGGUUAUGGAUUCGUCGAAUUUAUGGGAGAAGAAGAUGCGGAUUAUGCUAUUAAAAUUAUGAAUAUGAUAAAAUUGUAUGGUAAACCAAUCAGAGUCAAUAAAGCAAGUGCUCAUCAGAAGAAUCUGGACGUUGGAGCGAAUAUCUUUAUCGGUAAUCUAGAUCCUGAGGUAGAUGAGAAGUUAUUAUACGAUACGUUCAGUGCAUUUGGUGUUAUCCUUCAGACUCCAAAAAUAAUGAGAGAUCCAGAGACUGGAAAUUCAAAGGGAUUUGCAUUCAUUAAUUUUGCUUCUUUUGAUGCAUCCGAUGCUAGUAUAGAAGCAAUGAACGGGCAGUAUCUUUGCAACAGACCAAUAUCCGUGUCAUAUGCAUUUAAGCGUGACGCGAAAGGCGAGAGGCAUGGAAGUGCAGCAGAGAGACUUUUGGCAGCGCAAAAUCCUUUGAGUCAAGCGGACAGACCGCAUCAAUUAUUCGCCGACGCUCCACCUUUGGCACCACCACCGAUGCCAAAUUCGACCGCGGUGGCUCAUCAAGCGGCUCAUCAUCCUCAACAUCACGUAAUGCAUCACGGAAUGGUGGUACCUCCACCACCACCACCGGCUACACCGGGUCCACCUAUGGGACAUCCUCCACCACCACCUGUACCACCACCACCUUCCAGUGGAUUUCCACCUGCGAGCAUACCACCUCCGCCGUUACCUCCGAUGUCAAUGGCUACUCAUCCACCUUUACCACCUGGAAUGCCACCACCUUUGCCACCUAUGCCCGUACCGACUUCUCAAGCUCAGCAAGCACAAACGAGAAUGAUGGCACCACCGCCACCUCACUGGGCCGGUGGAGCACCACCGCAAGGCCAAUUCCCACCUCCUCCACCUCCGGCAUCAAGCGGCGGACCACCGCCACAAUUUGGACAAUUCCAACCUUCACCGCCUCGACCUCCACCAGGCUGGAGACAUCCACCGCCACCUCCCGUGUCUCAAGGUGGCCCUCCACCACCGCCACCGCCGCAAUUUAGGCCACCGUUCCCUCCGCGAGGGCCACCACCGCCGCCGCCACCUCACGAUGCCACCCAGUAUUAAUCUUAUAUAUUUCUAAUUCAACCUGCAGCACGUAUCUCAUGGAAAAAAUGUACUACGUACAUACUACAAUCGGUCCUUAAAACAUUUUUAUAUUUGAGAACCGACUCGAAGAGAAUUAUUUUACAUGGGAAUAAUAGAAUAAAUCUUGAAAAAUAUGGAAGAAUUACGUUCAUAAUGCAAGAGCUCGUGUGUGGCCAAUAAUUCUGAUAAAGUACAGAUAGAUAAGGGUCUUUUAACGUUGACUCUGCUGUAAUAUCGACCGGUUUUACUAUACUAGAAUAAGGAUAUACCGUACUCGUUCUAUCGAUCGUUUCGAGUCUGUCCAAGCAAGUCGAUGAAAACAUUCAGCGGAUCAUCGGCUCACUGUACGUUGGUUACUACACGAGUUGCGCCGUGAAACUUAAAAAUAUCGUUCGUCGAAAGGUCGACAGAAGCGUUUAAAGUUUCGUUUCACCGAUUUCGUUGUCCUCGUGAUCGAUGAAAUUGUGAUUGAAUGCAAACAAGAGUAAAAAAGAAAUUUUGCAAUUAAUCGUUUGAACAGAAAGAUUGAUUCGACAGAUUUAGAGAUGAGUGUCACUUGUAUUAUCAAUUUCAUUAGAAAUAUGGAAGACAAUAAGAUAACAGGCAAGAUCGUUUUAAUUGUA